This is a messenger RNA of Epinephelus moara (kelp grouper), 2451 nucleotides long. RefSeq names its product serpin peptidase inhibitor, clade F (alpha-2 antiplasmin, pigment epithelium derived factor), member 1 (gene serpinf1). Gene Ontology annotation, molecular function: serine-type endopeptidase inhibitor activity. The record is from RefSeq and is a predicted model, not a curated record. Lineage: Eukaryota; Metazoa; Chordata; Actinopteri; Perciformes; Serranidae. Bases 148 to 1374 code for a protein of 408 amino acids. The transcript has 8 exons. Gene Ontology annotation, biological process: negative regulation of endopeptidase activity; negative regulation of angiogenesis.
GACAAAGCAGGAGAGUCAGAGAUAGGCAACAUCGGCAACGAGGAAGCAGUCCGGGAACACGUGCUUGAAAGUCUUGUAUGGGAAUGACAAAGAACAAUCUGGCAACGAGAGUCUGUGACGCUGGAGUCUUGAUAGUGGUGGAGAGUAAUGAGGCACAGGAUGAAGCGAACAACCUUCCUGCUGGUGUUUGGAGUCGUCCUGAGCUGCUGUCAGGCUCAGUCGGAGACGGGAGGCGAGGAGACGGACGCACAGGAGGAACAUGUGGAGCUCUUCACCACCCCGACUACUAAGAUGGGCGCUGCCACCUCAGACUUCGGCUAUAACCUGUUCCGCGCCCUGGCGAGCCGCGAGGCAGCCACCAACGUGUUCCUGGCCCCCAUCAGUGUGUCUGCGGUCCUGACGCAGCUCUCGCUGGGAGCAUCUGAGCAAGCUCAGAGGCAGCUGUUCCGGGCUCUGAGGUAUCACACCCUGCAGGACCCUCAGCUCCACAGCACCCUGAAAGACAUGCUGGCUUCAGUCAGGACGACCGGGAAAGGCCUGAGUACUGCUGCACGCAUCUACCUGGCACGACGACUGCGGCUGAAGCUGGAGUUCUUCGACCUCGUGGAGCAGCAGUAUGGAGUUCGUCCCAAAGCGCUGCAGGGGGGAACCAAAGAUCUGAAAGACAUCAACGACUGGGUGUCCCAAGAGACGGGCGGGAAGGUACAGCGUCUCCUCACCAAGUCCCUCCCCCGAAACUCUGGCGUGAACACCGUGAGUGCCGCCUACUUUAAAGGGAAGUGGGUGACUCGCUUUGGUCAGACUGGAGCCAUGGAGAACUUCGAAGUGGAGGGCAGGGCACCGGUCCGCGUUCCCAUGAUGCAACAGGAUAACUACCCCAUUAAGAUGGGCGUCGACUCAGAUUUGAGCUGCACGAUCGCUCAGAUCCAGAUGCAGGACGACAUCAGCAUGUUUGUCUUCCUCCCAAAUGAGGUGACGACCAACAUGACGCUGCUGGAGGAGAGUCUGACCGCUGAGUUCGUCCAGGACCUCUCCUUGACGCUCCAUCCUGCCCAAGUGUCCCUCACUCUGCCCUCCCUGAGACUCAGCUACUCCACAGACCUGCUGCCACUGCUCAGCGAUGUUGGUCUCUCUGAAUGGCUAGCUGACACGAACUUGGAGAAAAUCUCGACCCAGCCGACCACGCUCAGCAGCGUCAAUCAUAAGGUUGUCAUGGAGACGGCGCCCGAGGGGAACCAGUACGCCAGCACCGCCUCAACGGCUCAUCUGACCUACCGCGUGGACCGACCCUUUAUGUACCUGAUCCGAGACGAAGCGUCGGGGGCACUGCUGUUCAUCGGCAGAGUGGUCAACCCCAAAGACCUGACGAUAUAGCACGCACACACACACGCACACACACACACACACACGCACGCACGCACACACACACGCACGCACACACACACACACACACACACACACACACACACACACACACACACGCGCACACGCGCACACGCACACGCUAUGAGGGGUCAAACGUUUCACCCAACCACACUACAACGCGUCACUUGCGCCUACUUAGGACACAUCAGAUCUAAUCAAACCGCGUGAGCGCAUGCCUACAUUUUACAUAGGGUUACUAUGGAGACAUGAGUGUUACACACACGCCCGCUACAUGACGCGCAGGCGUUGUGCGCUCCACUCACACGACGCGCUCACACGUCUUAUCAGUACGCGUGCACAGUGCGUUACAAACGCUACACAUACACUACACCUGCGUGUCUACGCACGCACGUCCGAUUAGCAGAGUUAGCAUAGCGAUGCUACGUGUCACAUGUCUGUAACACAACGCGUUGUUGCUUCAACAGCUGACACUUUUGACCCCUCUGAUUACAUGACGUGUCUACGCACGUCUGAUUAGCAUAGCAAGCUAGUUAGCAUAGCGAUGCUACGUGUCACACGUCCGUAACACGACGCGUUGUUGGUUCAACAGCUGACACUUUUGACCCCUGUGAUUACAUGACGUGUCUACGCACGCACGUCUAAUAACCAGACGUCUAGGCGUGUGCAGGCAUUGCACGCGCAUUGCAUGUGUAACAAGUACACGGUGAUGGUUGCACACGCAAUUUACACGUAUCAAUUACGCAGUGAAUGCAGUGUGUGUGUGUUCGCUGAUACUUUUGACCCCUCAUACACACGCACACACACACACGCACACACACACACACACACACACACACACACACACACUCUUAGCAGGUCCUAGGAGGGAUUCCAGGUGUUUGCUUCUUGUUUCUGGUGGCAGAUAUUUUUGAGGAUAUUGGAUUGGAUUUUACUUUCAGGCUAAAACAUGUGAUCACAUCACCCUGAUACUCAAACACACUCUGAGCUCACCAAAGGAUUGUUUUUUUUCUAAGGAAUCAAAUAUUGUCAUUUGUGGUACAAGAAAUAAACGACAAUGAAACAAAA